CAACAGCACCAUUCCAGAGUUCACCCUUAACCUGGAGUUCUGCAUUGUGGUUUUCCCAGGCCACAUGGCUUACGUUGUCAAUGGUGUGGUGUUCAUCAUCCGAGACUUUGUAUUUGUCGGCCUGAUGGCGGCAGCGGCAGUGUACGUGAUGCUGGUCCUGCAUCGGCACCGCCAGCAGGUUCAGGGCCUGCAGGGGGCCGGGCGGAAGACAGAGGAGGCUUCCCAGGCCGUCCUGCUGCUCGUGAGCACAUAUGUGGCGCUGUUCAGCUUGGACAACGUGCUGUGGUUCUAUACACUCUCUGUCUCCCGCGUGCAUCCAGCCGUCUCAGAUACACGUGUCUUCUUCGCCUCCUGCUACUCUGCCAUCAGUCCUGUGCUCAUCAUCACCACCAACAAGAAACUGGCCACCUACUUUCAGUGUGGCUCCAAACGCAAGGCAGCAGAAAACAUCCCCAGCAGCACAAAGUCAAAGACCUCUUGGGUGAAACCAACACAAUAAGAAUUAAGAGUGGAACUUGGGGAGGUAUGGAGGGUGAUUGUCUUCUGUAAUGAUAUAGUCUAUGAUGCAUCACUUUUGUGGCUCCACAUUUAGUUAAAAAAUAAAUGUAAAAAAUACCAGAAUAAAUGGGUAAUACAUUUUAACAGAAGAAUGUGGUGCUUUACUCCUUUACUUCACCAGUUGCAGCUACACAUUAAAAAAAAUUGAUAAGAGAUUUGAUUCAUAUGUAUUUUCUCUACUUAUUAUGGUAUGUAUGGAAAGAAACCAUUUACAAGAAAAUGUAUUUAUUAUAUAGGGAACAAUAUUCUAUUUCCAGUGCUUAAAAUAAAUAUAUUACAGAAUGAACUAAAAAGUUUUAUAAGACAUCAAAUUCUUGGCCUGUUUUUGGGCCUUGAGCUUGAAAGUCUGUUAUCAAUAUGCCUGCUGACUAAAUUCUCCCUUGAUUUUAUGCUGAUUAAAAUACAUUUAGUACACAUUGAUGUAAGAGAUCAGUAACCACUCCAGUCAACAGACGUGCUGAUUUACUGUACAAUGGCCCAUGCACUACGGCCUCACUGAUAGGUGUUACAGAUGCAUCAUUACAUACUGUGUACAAGUCUUGUUCAGUCUUGUUGCUUUAAAAUGGUAUA
Molecule: messenger RNA, 1128 nt
Organism: Anguilla rostrata (American eel)
Lineage: Eukaryota; Metazoa; Chordata; Actinopteri; Anguilliformes; Anguillidae
Product: olfactory receptor class A-like protein 1
Exons: 1
Coding region: 65-499 (144 amino acids)
Biological process (GO): G protein-coupled receptor signaling pathway
Cellular component (GO): membrane
Molecular function (GO): pheromone receptor activity
Source: RefSeq, a predicted model, not a curated record